UUGUACACAGUAGGUAUGAAAGUGUCAUAGAGUAAGUAGAGUACAGUUGAAUGUUAAUAAAUACAAGCAUACGACCUUGAUGGCAUACAAAGAAUCCAGUUGGUGCUCGCCGGCCGGCGACCAAACUUGUUUUUCUACCUUAUUUCCAUAACGAAGUAAAUAGGACUACAAAACUAGGAAGACACUUUUGCUGUGAAACUCCCAGAUAACAAACGUGUCCAGAAAACAUGAAAUCUUUCAUUGAAUAUUCCGCAAACACAGAUUUUCCUAUAGAAAAUUUGCCCUAUGGUGUUUUCACAUCGCCUAAAAACGCCCAAAAACACAUCGGCGUUGCAAUCGGAGACUGGAUUCUGGAUCUGAAUGUAAUCUCGCAUCUGUUUAGCGGUCCGCUAUUGAAAGACAAACAACAUGUUUUUAAGGACGAUAAGUUAAAUGCUUUUAUGGGCCUCACUAAAGCCCAUUGGAUCGAAGCUAGGAACACAUUGCAGAAACUCUUGGAUACCAGUAACAACAAAUUGAAGAACGACAAUGAUCUUCGGCAAAAAGCGUUCGUCAAGCAAACUGAGGCGACAAUGCACGUUCCGGCCCACAUCGGGGAUUAUACAGACUUCUACUCGUCGAUCCACCACGCCACCAACGUGGGAAUUAUGUUCAGAAGCAAAGAAGACGCUCUUAUGCCAAACUGGAAAUAUUUGCCAGUCGGCUACCACGGACGAUCCAGCUCCGUCAUUAUAUCUGGCACACCGAUUACCCGCCCUCUAGGCCAAACACUGCCAGUUGAAGGAGCUGACCCCCACUUCGGUCCGUGUCGCUUGAUGGACUUCGAGCUAGAAAUGGCUUGUUUUGUUGGAGGACCACCUACCGCGCUUGGUGAAAGAGUAACUGCCAAGCAGGCAGAGGACCGUAUCUUCGGAUUUGUCCUCAUGAAUGACUGGAGUGCUCGUGACAUACAGAAAUGGGAGUACAUUCCCCUCGGUCCAUUCACCGCUAAGAAUUUGGGCACCACAAUAUCACCUUGGAUCGUAACCGUGGAGGCACUCCGCCCGUACAUUGUGGACAAUUAUCCUCAAGAUCCAGCCCCCUUCCCAUAUCUGCGACAUGACGAUAAAUUCAACUUCGAUAUCAAGCUUGAGGUGGACUUAAAGUCGGAAAAGUCACCAGUAAUAACAACCAUAAGCCGUUCCAACUAUCGAUUCUUAUAUUGGACGGCAAAGCAACAGAUGGCUCAGCAGACUAUAACCGGCUGCAAUUUGCGUCCCGGAGAUUUACUCGGCUCCGGUACUAUCAGUGGUGAUAGUUCAGAUUCCUACGGAAGCAUGCUUGAACUCAGCUGGAAAGGUACAAAACCAAUCCGUUUGCAAAAUGGUGAAGAGAGAAAAUUCCUACAAGAUGGCGACACUGUCAUCCUUCGAGGCUAUUGCGUUAAUGAAAUAGGAGUGCGCCUUGGAUUCGGAAAAUGCGAAGGCAAAUUGCUCCCAGCAUUACCCUAUAAGGAAUAAUUAUCAUCCAGUUUUGGGAACCUUUACACCUUUAUAAUAUUUUGUAUUUUAUCACGUUGUACGUUUGUAUCACUGCCAUUAUGUGUGUUUUAAAAAGCAACAAAAAAAAAUUUGUUUGUUAACAAUAAAUGUGUGGUU
Pararge aegeria (speckled wood butterfly) is the source of this 1637-nucleotide messenger RNA. It is a transcript of the gene Faa, whose product is annotated as fumarylacetoacetase. The transcript is spliced from 9 exons. Gene Ontology annotation, biological process: L-phenylalanine catabolic process; L-tyrosine catabolic process; homogentisate catabolic process. Gene Ontology annotation, molecular function: fumarylacetoacetase activity. The coding region runs from base 228 to 1499 and encodes 423 amino acids. The record is from RefSeq and is a predicted model, not a curated record. NCBI's taxonomy places the organism in Eukaryota, Metazoa, Arthropoda, Insecta, Lepidoptera, Nymphalidae.